AUGUCAGGAUUGAAUCACCCCGAGUAUUUGAACAGUUUCAUUAUUGAAGACGUCAAAAUCUUCAAUGGACAUAAUUUUAUCGCCAACGGUUUUGUCGUUGUUAAGAACGGUCUCAUCGCCCAUGUUGGCAGCUGCAAGCCAGUUGAGACCAAUCAAAGAGAUAUCGUGAGAAUCUCUCGACCUCAACAUACACUGAUUCCCGGAUUGAUUGAUGCCCAUAUUCACGCCCUCAAAGAGUUGGUCAGGGACCUCCAGAACCUCAACAGGUAUACAGAUUACAAGUACGCUGGACUCGGAGCGAUCAUCGAGGGAGGAUGGCCCAUGCCUAUCAUGAAGAAGGAGCUCAAGUCAGUUCCUCAAGGCAGAAAGAUACUCGACACUAUUGUUUCCGGUUGGCCCAAGUUAAAGGCAAACCGCGACGCAAAGCUGUUUGUCCAGCAACAGGUUGACGGGCAUGGGGCAUCGUAUAUCAAGAUGUUUCACGAACUCGGAGAUACAAUCGGCAUGAAACUGCCGCCGCCUCCCCGAGAUGUGCAAGUUGCUGUAGUCGAAGCUGCUCACAACGCUGGCGUUAUCGCUGUUGGUCAUGCAUUUAGCUAUGAAGGCGCCGUGGCGCUUCUCGAAGCUGGAGUCGAUGGUCUGACGCACGUCUUUUUCGACGAACCCCCAAACGAUGACUUCAUUCGGAUUAUGAAAGCAGGCAAUAUCCACUGCAACCCGACACUAGGCCUGUGUGCAUCGCAAACCUCUGAGCGACAGGAAUGGCACCAAGCUUUCAGAACAGACCCCUUCGCCGAGAGGAUGAUGAUUCAGAAAGCGGCUGAUAGACCAAUCGGCCUUGCCAAGGAUGAGCGUCCAAAGGCUGCUGUUCAACAUGCCUACGAAACUACAAAGAAGAUGUACAGAGCUGGCGUUCCCUUGAUCGUCGGGAGCGACUGUGCUGGAAAGGGACUUGGCGUAACCUACGGUCUUGGUAUACACAUUGAGAUGUACUUGUUUUCCCAUGAAAUCGGCAUGUCGCCUGAUGAUGUUCUCAAAUCUGCGACGUCCACCAUAGCUGCUCGUUUCGGUUUUGGUGAUAGAGGACAGAUUUUGGUUGGGAAGAGAGCGGACCUGGUACUUGUGGAGGGUGAUGUCGCGGAGGUGCUGUCGGAUCCGAAGAAGCGCUGUGUACCGAUCGCGGGCGUAUGGAGAGAUGGCGUCCUGGCAUCUGUUUAUACGCGCAAUUAUCCAGAGUGUAACUAA
Molecule: messenger RNA, 1245 nt
Organism: Fusarium coffeatum
Lineage: Eukaryota; Fungi; Ascomycota; Sordariomycetes; Hypocreales; Nectriaceae
Exons: 2
Coding region: 1-1245 (414 amino acids)
Molecular function (GO): hydrolase activity, acting on carbon-nitrogen (but not peptide) bonds
Source: RefSeq, a predicted model, not a curated record